UUAGUCAAUGCAUCUGUCAUUACAGCUUUCAAAAGAGGAAACAGAAAGUAUCACAGUAAUUUUUCAGUGUUUCUGCUCUACAUGCACACUUCAUGCAUUAUUUCAGUCCACGUCCACACAAAAAAUUAUUCAGUGCGAUCGCUGUCAGCUGCAGGAUUUUUUUAUCCAAUCUGUGGUUUUAGUCAAACUUCCUGCUAUUUCCUGUGAUUCUGCCCUGAAGUGGCACGCCAGAUAAAGCCAGUAUCAGGAGUAUCGAGAGCAGCGGAUGAGAGCUGUUUUGGUGUUUUAUAGCAGGACAAACUGGAACGCUCAGACACAUCGAAAUGAAUCUAACGUCUGAUCCCAACACGACUGGAUAUUUUUAUCCAUAUGAUCAUUUUCUUGAUGAAAGUGAUGUCAACCCUGUGUCUGCGGAGGUCAAGUGGUCUUUAAAACUAACUUCUUUCAUCUUCUACUGCCUGACGUUUUUCCUCGGAGUGCCCGGCAAUGCAUUUGUCAUCUACAUCGCCGGCCUGAAGAUGAAGAGGACCAUCAACACAACGUGGUUCCUCAAUCUAGCCAUCGCAGACCUCCUGUGCUGUCUUUCCAUCCCGUUCAGUUUGGCCGAGAUGCUUCUGGAUCAUCACUGGCCGUACGGAUCUGUCAUGUGCAAGAUUCUUCCCUCUGUUGUAGUCGUCAACAUGUUUGCCAGCGUCUUCACGUUGAACCUGAUCAGUCUGGAUCGGUUCGUGCAGGUGAUAACACCAAUCUGGGCUCAGAACCAUCGCAGCCUGACGCUUGCCCGGAUGUCCUGUGCGGUGGCCUGGCUCCUGGCGUUGUGUCUCAGUUUGCCCUUCAUGAUAAUCAGAGAAACGUACACUUAUGAAGAUUUCAACAUCACGCUAUGCACAUCUCACGGCAAUGACCAAGGGGACAAUUUUCAAACGUCGGAGGUGUUGAGCAUCGUCAGGUUUGUGUUCGGGUUCCUCGUUCCUCUCCUGUGCAUCGUCACGUGUUACAGCAUCAUUGCUCGAAAGUUAAGAAGGAGCAGUUUUCGCUCCGGCCGAGCGCUUCGCAUCAUGUUGGCUGUCAUCGUGGCCUUUUUUCUGUGCUGGUUGCCGUAUCACGGUGUGGAUUUGAUCCGGUUUUACGGUGGAGAAUGGAGCUCCAAGGUGGCCUUGGGCCUGGAUCCUCUGGCCAUCUCUGUGGCGUACGUCAACAGCUGCCUGAACCCGGUUCUGUACGUUUUCAUGGGUCAGGAUUUUAAAGAGAAGGUUCGACUUUCUCUCAGACGUGUUUUUGAAAGAGCCUUCUCAGAGGACACCACGCACAGUUCACCAUCCACACACUCACAGCAAACAAACUCAAACACACUCGUUUGACCGUCUUUAUUCAGGGUGUCUUCACGAUCAUUUUUAACAUGUCUUGAAAACAGAAAUACAUGACAGCACAUAACACAAGUUGCUUAGUCAAUCAGUUUUCAGUAAAAGGAAGUGUCAGUGUGUUCACGGUCUGUUGCUUUUUUAUUUUUGCCUAGGAAGUUACUAAACAGUUAUUAGUUGCAUCUAAAAAUACUUUGUGUAAACAUCUGCAUGUGAACAUGAAGAUUACAGAGACAGAACGUGUUAGAUAAUGCUAUCAGUGGAAAUAUUUUGCUACAAUGAACUUGAUGAAAGUGUGUUCUUGUGCUGGCAAUUGGAAGUUCCUGUAAGAAAAUAAGAUAAGUAUCUAAAAUAUAUAUCACUGGUUCAAUCAAACUGCACUUUUAUUUCUAUUCUCUUUCCCUUCAGUUUUAUUCUCUUUCAGACACAUUUCAAAUAAGUUUAUUUCCUUUUUAGCGUCAUUUUAAUUCUUCAGUUGUAUUGUUUAGUUGAUUUUAGAUCAUUUACUUUUUAAAGAUGUCUUGUGCAUUAUGUAGGCCCUGUUCUAUUUUUCCUUUGUCAAUCAUGUGGGUUUAUGUAAAGCGCCCUGAAGCUUUUUGUAUGAAUUAUGCUAAAUAAAUAAACUUGGCUUGCCAAAGAAAGUGA
Molecule: messenger RNA, 2006 nt
Organism: Triplophysa dalaica
Lineage: Eukaryota; Metazoa; Chordata; Actinopteri; Cypriniformes; Nemacheilidae
Product: C3a anaphylatoxin chemotactic receptor
Exons: 2
Coding region: 324-1361 (345 amino acids)
Biological process (GO): inflammatory response; positive regulation of cytosolic calcium ion concentration; complement receptor mediated signaling pathway
Cellular component (GO): plasma membrane
Molecular function (GO): G protein-coupled receptor activity; complement component C5a receptor activity
Source: RefSeq, a predicted model, not a curated record